AUGACAUUCUUGGGUGGAAGAGAUGACAGAGAGGCUUUGUGCUUAGCCAAACGAGCAAUGAGGGACCCCAGGAUCAAGUUGGUUGUGUACCACCUUGCUCCUAAAGAAUACAAUAUAGACUUGGAGUGCAUAAGGGAUAAUGAGAUGUUAGAAGGUAUUAAGAAACCAGAGUAUGGCUUGGAAAGUGUGAGUUAUAGAAGAGUGACAGUAAAUGAUGGACCAGAUACAUCUAAUAUUCUACAUGAUAUAGUAAAUGAACAUGACUUUUUCAUAGUUGGGAGAUGGCAUGACUUUUCCCUCAACUUCAUGUCUGCAAGUGCAGACAAUGACAUCCACCUGGGUCCGCCAUUGCCUUCUCCUAGGCAACUCCCCAGAAUAACAUUGGUAAGGAUGAAUAACUGA
Gastrolobium bilobum is the source of this 402-nucleotide messenger RNA. Its product is annotated as cation/H(+) antiporter 4-like. The record is from RefSeq and is a predicted model, not a curated record. Gene Ontology annotation, biological process: regulation of pH. NCBI's taxonomy places the organism in Eukaryota, Viridiplantae, Streptophyta, Magnoliopsida, Fabales, Fabaceae. The transcript has a single exon. Gene Ontology annotation, cellular component: endomembrane system. Bases 1 to 402 code for a protein of 133 amino acids.